UGUUGUGAGGGGAUGCAUAUGUCACAUUGAUUGUGUUAGCCAGUUCCCAAUACCUAGAGAUGAAAACAUCAUAUUCCAUGAAAUAAAUGUAUAUAAUUUUUUCUUCUCAUGUAAAAUACAUUUUAAAAUUAGAUUGGAAUUAUAAACCCCAUGCUUAAAAAUAUAAAAUAGACUCAAACUAAUUGAAACAAACUUGAUCAAAAUUAUACGACAGGAAACAUGCUGGAAAAGUAAAAUACUUUGCUCAAAACAUUGUAAAAGUCUUACUGCAAGUUAGUGUAUAGAUCUCCCCUGAUAGACGUUGUCAUAUGCUGGCACAGAGCAGCUGGAGAAGCAUUGGGGACAGCAUACACAUUGGUUGAGAAGAUGGAGAAUUCUGCUCUUCUGUUCCAUUCAAAGAGUUGGUUUCAAAUCCUGUCCUUGGUCCUGCGAUGGCAAAGGGACAACUGCGGCACCUUUGGGUUUCAUGUUCACAGCUUAAACCACUAUGAAGUUGAAAGUCUUUCUUCUCGAGUGUUUCUUGUGCAGAAUCUCAGAAAUGCAGCAGAAGCAACAUGAAAGUAGAAGGGAUACUAUUGAACCAUGGGAAGAGGAUCAGAAGGAGGCAGAAAAAGGUUGAGCCUAAGGUGACCGUGUACCCCACAAUGACACAGCCCCUGCAGCACCACAACCUCCUGGUCUGCUCUGUGAGUGGCUUCUACCCAGGCCAUGUCGAAGUCAGAUGGUUCCGGAACGGGCAGGAGGAGGAGGCUGGGGUGGAGUCCACAGGCCUGAUCCGGAAUGGAGACUGGACCUUCCAGACCCUGGUCAUGCUGGAAACUGUUCCUCAGAGUGGAGAGGUUUACGCCUGCCAGGUAGAGCACCCGAGCUGCAGCAGCCCUGUCACGGUGGAGUGGAGGGCACAGUCUGGAUCUGCGCAGAGCAAGAUGCUGAGUGGAGUCGGGGGCUUUGUGCUGGGUCUGCUCUUCCUGGGGUCGGGGCUGUUCGUCUACUCCAGGAAUCAGAAAGGACACUCUGGAGUUCAACCAGCAGGUAAUGUCCUCGAAUCUUCUCUCACAGAUAGAUUUGCUCUCCCUACAGAGGAUGGCGGAGGUGAAGAGACAUGAAACAGAGGCAAUGUAUAUAAUUUUGGGUGCAGAUUUCUGACCUGCCAGUUUAUAGUAAAGCUUCCUCUCUCUACUUAAUAAAACCCUGAACUCUGAGGAAGCAUUGGCUCAGGGAGACUUGACUGUAUUUUAUUGCAAUGCAUCAUGAGAAGACAUGAGAGGGGAGAGGAGGUGCAUUCUGAGUGACAUGUGGAAACGCUGCUGUCCUCUUUCUCCACAGACUCCUGAGCUAAAGAAAUGGUGACAGCUCUGAAGGAAGGACCUGUGUCCCUGCUUCUCCCUGUCCUCUGCACAUCAUAGCGGGCUUCCUGCUUGGCUCUCAUUCUCCCACAGAGAGAGGCUUUCCGGAUACACAGGACCAUACAGAAAGUGUCCUCCCAUGGCUUCCUCAGCCCCUGAGCCCCACCUGGACGCCCGGGCACAGACUGCAGGGCCUUCCCUUCAUUCCCUCCUGGCCCUUGUGUGCAACAUUCACCUCCCCAGCUCUUCUGCACUCACCUUGUGGAACGUUGCCUUGUUAUGUUUUUCUCACAUGAACGUGGAACAAAAACAUCAUCUGCUUCCUACAGUUCUGAGGACAAAAAUGGAAGAGAACAAGAAAAUAAUAAUGCUCCAUUGGUUUUAUGUGUGAAGGGAUGCAAAUGUGAGACAGGCUGGGUUAGCCAGUUCCCAAAGUCCACACAUAAAAACAUCCUGCUCUACAGCAUAAACACACACA
This is a messenger RNA of Chinchilla lanigera (long-tailed chinchilla), 1824 nucleotides long. Its product is annotated as HLA class II histocompatibility antigen, DRB1-1 beta chain-like. Gene Ontology annotation, cellular component: MHC class II protein complex; lysosomal membrane; late endosome membrane. The coding region runs from base 555 to 1106 and encodes 183 amino acids. NCBI's taxonomy places the organism in Eukaryota, Metazoa, Chordata, Mammalia, Rodentia, Chinchillidae. The record is from RefSeq and is a predicted model, not a curated record. Gene Ontology annotation, molecular function: MHC class II protein complex binding. Gene Ontology annotation, biological process: immunoglobulin production involved in immunoglobulin-mediated immune response; antigen processing and presentation of exogenous peptide antigen via MHC class II; positive regulation of T cell activation. The transcript has 6 exons.